Meriones unguiculatus (Mongolian gerbil) is the source of this 2265-nucleotide messenger RNA. RefSeq names its product myeloid cell surface antigen CD33-like. Gene Ontology annotation, molecular function: sialic acid binding. Gene Ontology annotation, biological process: cell adhesion. The transcript is spliced from 6 exons. Lineage: Eukaryota; Metazoa; Chordata; Mammalia; Rodentia; Muridae. Bases 148 to 1062 code for a protein of 304 amino acids. Gene Ontology annotation, cellular component: plasma membrane. The record is from RefSeq and is a predicted model, not a curated record.
UGCUCGCUGCCUGAUUUCAUUACUGGACUUCCAGCGGGGGUUCUUCUCAGUCCUGUGACACCAAAGCCUGAGACUCUCCCCCAUGACAGGCAGCUUCGAGCCUCCUUCUCCUCUUACUUGUGGGAACCCAGGACCAUUCACUGUGCUAUGCUGUGGCCACUGCUGCUGUCCCUGCUGUGUGCAGGAUCCGAGGCUCAGGAGCUAAGAUUCCAGCUGGUGGUGCCCAACUCAGUGACAGUCGAGGAGGGCUUGUGUGCCCAUGUGCCCUGUAGCGUCUCCUACCCCUCCUAUAAACCCCAUCUUCAACGUGUCUUUGGCUUCUGGUUCCAAGAAGGGGCCCAUUUACAUGGAGACCCUCCAGUGGCCACAAAUGACCCCAGACAACUAGUGCAGAGGGCAACACAGGGCCGAUUCCAUCUCCUUGGGGACCCAGAGAAAAAUGACUGCUCCCUGCUCAUCACAGACGCACAGAAAAAUGACACAGGAGUGUACUUCUUCAGAGUGGUUAGAGAUCCUUUUGUGAGAUACACUUACAGAGGAAACCAGCUGUCGCUGCAUGUGAUCCCUCUAACACGGACUCCUGACAUCCUUAACCAAGGGAUCCUGCAGGCUGGCCAUCCUAGCAACUUUACCUGCUCUGUGCCCUGGGCCUGUGAGCAGGGGACACCCCCCACCUUCUCCUGGAUGUCAACUGCCCUUAUCUCUUUGAGUCCCAGAACCACAAAUUCCCCAGUGCUGACUCUCACACCUCAGCCCCAGGACCAUGGGGCCAACCUUACCUGUCUGGUGACCUUCUCUGGAGCAGGUGUCACUGUGGAAAGGACCAUCCAGCUCAAAGUUACCUGGAAAUCGGGUCAGAUGGCCGAGGUGCUGCUGGUGGCUGUGGGGGAGGCCGCUGUCAAGGUCCUGCUUCUUGGGCUGUGUCUCACGUGGCUCGGCGUGAUGGUCUCUAGAAAGAAGAAAGUAAGGCUGUCGGAGCACAUGCACUAUGAAGAUCCCAAAAAGGUUCAUCAGCAGGACUCCAAGGUGCACAGCCCCCCGGAGAAUCCAAGAUGCUCAUAGGACUCGUCCUAGGAACAGAGCAGUAUUGCUGGGGCUUUGGGGGUCCCUUUGGGGUUUAGUAAUAAAGACACAGAGACAUCAGUGUAGUAAAAAGCUGUCAGCCUUCUUGUUGGGAGCGGCCCCUCAGUAAGGCUUGACCUGACUCCCCUGCCGCUGUGUCUCCACCAGUCUGGGCCCUAGCUCUGCCUCCUCCCCCAGCAUCAGCUCCGCCUCUUUGUUCCUCCGAAGCCUCUCCUUUCCCGGGCUAACAAGGGGCUUAUUAGCAUGGUAGGCGUGGUUCCACAGUUUACUCACUCUGAACCAGUCAUCGGCUUGACUACUCCCGUCUGUCUCUUAGUGUUGCCCUUUGGCCAGACCACUCCCAACCCCCCUCCACCGCCCAUCCCUCUCCAGACUCCCAACCCCUGGCAGUUCACUUUUUUUAAAAUUUAAUCUCAGAGAAUCGCUGUUGAUCUCUCUGCAUCUUUUUGGGCAGGUGAGGAAGCAGGCCUUGUGGGCCCUAGAAAUGACAAUACCACAUACCCUGACAGCACCGGGCACAACAAUUAAUUAUGGAGAAUGCGGGGGCACACAUAGGCAGUUGAUAGAGUAUGUGUGGGAACAGGCUACCCCAGCAGGGCAGCGUCUGAACUAGGAUUCCCUCCGGCUUCCUGGGAAUGGGACCUCAGGAGUGCUCAGAGAGCCAAACCCACCAAGAAACUCUUAGGAAGUUUGCUCUCAUAUAGCACCUGUGUUGUCUAUGGCUCUCCAAAGAUAAUCCUACCCCUCUCCUGCCUCACCUCUCUUUCUCCUUCCUCUCAAUAUUUCUCAUAUGGGUGAAAAUAGACACAUUUGUGUGCCAAUGCUCUUGUCCUUGAGUACAUGUAUGAAGCCUAGAGGUCAAAGUUCAGUGUCUUCUUCUACGGCCCUUGACCUUCUCCUUCAUUAUUUAUUAUUAUUAUUAUUAAUUAUUAUAUCCUUGUUAUUAUUAUUUGACACAGGGCAUGGUGGUUUGAAUGAAAAUGGCCCCCAAUGGCUUAUAAGAAAUGGCACAGAGGUGUGGCCCUGUGGAGUAGGUGUGGCCAGUGUCUCCUGCUGCCUGCUGAUCCAGAUGUAGAACUCUCAGCUGCCUCUCCAGCUCCAUGUCUGCCUGUGAGCCAUCAUGCCUCUCACAGUGACGACAGUGGACUAACCCUCUGAGCCGAUAAAUGUUUUCCUUUAUAA